This is a messenger RNA of Perca flavescens (yellow perch), 1717 nucleotides long. RefSeq names its product arginine vasopressin (gene avp). Bases 744 to 1193 code for a protein of 149 amino acids. NCBI's taxonomy places the organism in Eukaryota, Metazoa, Chordata, Actinopteri, Perciformes, Percidae. Gene Ontology annotation, cellular component: secretory granule; extracellular region. Gene Ontology annotation, molecular function: neurohypophyseal hormone activity. The record is from RefSeq and is a predicted model, not a curated record. The transcript is spliced from 3 exons.
UGCCAUGAUGCUACUUAAAGAGCUGAUGCUCAGUUUAGCCAUUUAGGAUCUAGUUGUUAAUCAGCAUCACAACAGCUAAUAGGUGAGCUACAACCCAAAGCAUGCAAGGAGACACCGAACGGAAUAAUGAACUUCAGAUAUUAGUUUAUUUGAAAUGCUAAUCGUUGUUGUGCUCAUUAAUAGUGUUAAAUUACAUCAGCAGGAUAAUUUGUGCGACCUCGAGGUUGUCAUGAUGCUGUUGCAUGAAGCAGUUUCCAGUAAAAAAUGUCUGCAUUGUGCAUGAUUGUCAUAAAAUGUACUUAAUCAGCUCGCUUAUUGCAGUAAAUAUAGUUGUCCAUAAGUCUUAAUUAGUUGCUCGUGUUCUGCCAUUUUCAGUGUGUCAUCCGCCGCGGAGGCAGCAAUUAUUCUGAAAAGUUAUUCCAAAUAAGUGUGGCGCAGUCUUGAAUACAGAAAAGCCAUAUUCUGCUGUCAGUGCUGUUUGCUUGUGUAGAUUUGUUAGAUGGCACACAUCUGAUGCAGAGCCAUAUCUGCUGCGACCUCUCGCGCACACGCACGCAAGUGGCCUUCGGGUGCGCGUACAAGUGGAGAGCGGAACAGCACGACACUGACGUCAGAAAAGAGUGUCAGGUCAUGUCCAUCUGCUUAUAAGAGGAAUCUAUGAAGAUUGAAGUUUGAAGAUCAGUCACACAUCCACCCAGGCGCAGGACAUACCGGUGCGCGGCGCUCAUCCAAAACCAGCAGCUAUGCCUCACUCCUUGUUGCCCCUUUGCGUCCUGGGACUCCUCGCCCUCUCAUCCGCCUGUUACAUCCAGAACUGCCCCAGAGGGGGGAAACGAGCGCUGCCGGAUACUGGGAUCAGACAGUGCAUGCCGUGUGGCCCCGGAGACAGGGGCCGCUGCUUCGGCCCCAGUAUCUGCUGCGGGGAGGGCCUCGGCUGCCUGCUCGGCUCCCCAGAAACGGCUCACUGCGUGGAGGAGAACUACCUGCUCACCGCCUGCCAGGCAGGAGGGAGACCCUGUGGGUCUGAGGGAGGACGCUGCGCUGCUCCAGGACUCUGCUGUAACUCCGAGAGCUGUGCGGUGGACCCUGACUGCCUGGGGGAGACCGAGGCCUCAGAUCCAGCCCACGGCUCUGCAGGGAGCUCGCCAGCUGAGCUGCUGCUGCGCCUGUUGCAUGUGGCCACCAGAGGAUAGGAUGAUACUGUUCUGUGUGGAGGUUCCUCUGCUUCUCAGGGCCUGGAGGUGCAACAGAAUAAAGAUCAUCCCUGUUCCACUACAAGCCUUAAGGUGUAAACCUUGAACCAAUAAAAUGCCAAGACAAACUUUGUUCUCUCAUAACCCUUACUGCUGUGAAUCGCUGUAUCUGUAAAGACGGUCACAAAAAAGAAAAACUAUCUUUAACUUUAGUAAUUGGCUAUUUUCCUCCAGAUCAUAUGGAAGAUGAAUCAUGAUAUUGGUUAUGAAAAACAUAUUUCAUGUUUGUUCCAACCUUCAAAAUGUAUAUACUAAUGCACAUACUGUGAACAAAAUUGUAUUCUAUAUGAGGGGAAACUCCUCAGAGGUCCAUUUCAAAUAAGUGAAUUAUGGCAUAAAGAAAACACUGUAAAUAAGUCAGAGUUGGGAGAUGACAGACAUCAAUGUAAAACAGCAGCUUAAGCAGUUACUUCUUGUGUACUAGGAAUAGUAUUAUAUAUUGAAAAUAGGAGAAACAAUACAGA